AUGGAUGUCGACUGUCUUUACUUCUUUUCUCUUCUUCUCUGGCUGCUUCUCGUCGGCCCGAGUAGAUGGACAGCAUGUGUCAAACUGUGUAGGCCGUCGACGGGUGCAACAAGCACAAGCGUGCAACAAGCCUCUCUCUUCCUCUUGGUUUCUCAGUCAGCCACACCCGAAACCCCAAAAGCCAAGGUAAAAAGAUCUGACCGACCUUUGAUAUGCCCGGGCCCCUGGCCAUGGGGAUGGAACGAUGGAUUAUGGAGCUACUGA
Colletotrichum paranaense is the source of this 264-nucleotide messenger RNA. RefSeq lists its product as uncharacterized. The coding region runs from base 1 to 264 and encodes 87 amino acids. The transcript has 2 exons. The record is from RefSeq and is a predicted model, not a curated record. Lineage: Eukaryota; Fungi; Ascomycota; Sordariomycetes; Glomerellales; Glomerellaceae.